AGGUGGUCAUACCUUUGGCGGUGCCGACGUGAAACCCAAGAAAGAGUCAAUACUCGAUCUUUCAAAAUAUAUGGAUAAAAAGAUACGUGUAAAGUUCAAUGGAGGACGUGAAGUGACCGGAUUAUUGAAAGGUCAUGAUCCAUUGUUGAAUCUGGUGCUCGAUGAUACUGAAGAACAAUUGAGAGAUCCUGAAGACAAUCGUCUUUUAGAUGACGUAAGAUCACUAGGAUUAGUAGUUUGUCGUGGGCCAUCGGUAAUAUUAAUAUCUCCUGUUGACGGCACAGAAGAAAUUGCAAACCCAUUUGUACAAGCCGAGGAAUAA
Acaulospora morrowiae is the source of this 322-nucleotide messenger RNA. The record is from the annotation of a GenBank genome assembly. Lineage: Eukaryota; Fungi; Glomeromycota; Glomeromycetes; Diversisporales; Acaulosporaceae.